UGAAAAGACAAAAUUCUCUUCCAAGAUGGCGACCGCUGCGAAAGCGCCAGAUACGAGACAGGAACUGGCGGAUUUAGUUAAAAGACGCCAAGCACUCGCUGUAAGUUGCCUGAAAAACUGGGAAUUUAUCAAACGUUUUUCAUCUUUAGUUGAUAGUAGUUUUUAAGUGGUCAGUGCGUUUAAAAAUGUGGUAUUAUCGUAAAAUUCCUAAACUGAUUGGGCGGCCAUUUUGUUUUGUUAAAAUACCAGAAAACGUUCGAGAAAAUUAAGGCCGUAAAGAGAUUCACAUAUUUUUGUUUUAUAAAAUAAUCGUCUUCACUGCAAACUAUCUGCAAUAAUUACUUGAUUGGGUGAGAAAAUACAAAGUAUUUUGUAAUGAAUUUUACUAUUUUAGAAUUUAAUAUAAAAGUAAUUUUGACAGGAAGUAUUAAAAUUAUUUGACAACAAAACAGACAUAUGAUUUCUUCAGACUUCAAGGUUAAUGGAAAAUAUAUAUAUUAAUAUCUGAAUGUUAAAAUUGUUUUAUAUAAUCAACAUCAUACUGCUAUGCAGUUUGGUUGUAUUUUAUGACAUCAUAGGGCGUGGCCUCUCCAGUUAAAAGAGGGGGAAGGGAUAAUUAUGGAGGGUGAAUAUCUGGAGGUUAAAACCUGUAUAAUAUUUAUCCCUAGGAAGGUUUGGCCAAUUUAGAAAGGCAAAUUUAUGCAUUUGAAGGAAGCUAUUUGGAAGAUACUCAGCAAUAUGGCAAUAUUAUUCGAGGAUGGGACAGACUUAUGACGAAUAAGUGAGUGUUGUUACGAAGUAACACUGUAUGAUUCACUUUUCUGCCAUAGUAAAACAGGAAAUGUCAUGUUUGGCGAUGGCAAUUUAAUCUCACCACCCUUUCAUCUUAAUUCCCAACUAUAUUUUCUGACACUUUGAAAUAACAGGAGCACAUCAACAAAAUUGGAAAGAAAGCACAGAAAAUUUAAAGAUGCAGAGAGGUUGUUUUCGAAAUCAUCAAUCACAUCUCAUGCAGUAAGUAACAGAAUGUUUUUCAAUCCCAUUAAGUUGCAUUGCACCCUAAUCUACCCUUACUUUAAUAUUUUACUCUGUCUAACACCAGAAAAUUUUAAUUUUUUUGUGUAUUCAUAGGCUGUUCAAAGAGGUGGGAUGGCUGACCCUGAACCAGAACGAGUGCUGAGUAAGUAGAAAAUAAUGUCACAAUGUCUAUGAUUUUUGUAGAUAGGUGCUGGGGGAGGAGGUUACUCAAGAAAAUUUGUUUUUGUUGGAUGCAUAUAUUUUAAAGUUUGUAAAGUGUAGAAAUAAGAUAUGUAAAUGUUUUCUGGUUCUCAUGAUUAAAUGAAAUGAGUAUCUGCAAAGCUAAUAGCCUAGGCUACUUUCACUGAUUGAAUACAUGUUCCUUUUUAGGAGAAACCGCAGCAAACAUGGAACCAUUGGCAUUGCAACACAACCAUAUUGGAAAAGUACACAAAGGUACAGUAGUGUACAUGAACAUUUGAUUAGGUCCAUUCUAAAGAUAUUAUAUUCAUAAAAAGGACAUUAAAUCUUAGAAUUUUUUUUCUUAAAGCAUCUCACAAGAAAAGGAAAAACAAGAAAAGGUGAAAAUGAACAUUCAGUGCAUUAAUAGAUCUUCCCUUUUAAUGCAGACAUUAGAUAUACUUUCCUUUGUUCUAUUCAGGAAUAUUGAACUACGGCUAAAGAAGGGAACACCAAGAUCAGCAGAAAUGAGCGCUGGAGAGGUUCGUUAAGUUCACGCGAAUAUGACAUAAAACAUUUUCAUGUCAGAGUCAGAGAAAACCCACAAAUAAUUAUGAAAUGAUUACAUGUAUGGAUAAAAUGUAAACAGUAUUUAUAAGAAAUUACCAACAUGAAUAAAAUAUAUUCCAAUACGAAACAAAACGUGUGUCUGUAAUAAAAAUAGCGACAUAAAAACAUCCACUUUUGGUUUACGUAUAGUUAUACUGUCAACUGCCAUCCUUCACCUUUUCUCAUUACACUGUGAUACUUUCCAUUACAGGUCUUAUACUAUUACUUUACCUUCUUUUUGAAUAGUCUAUUUUGUUUUUGUGCAACUAUUCUUAAUUCUAUCUUUUCUUUACCGUAAACUUUCUAUUACCAUCAACACGGCUUUAACAUAACGUCACCCUUAUACUUUCUGCAUGUGAACAGGUUGUUGAGAUCUUUAUUUCUGACAAUAUAUUCAUUUUUACGAGAAAGAAUAGUUAAUGUUUCAAUUAAUUGAAAUCCAGUCAGCAACCGGUUACUAACAAUGUACUGUUUCACAAUUUAUAGGAUGACGACUGAACGUUCAAAUUGUAAUAAUAUUGGUAAUAUAAUAGUGACAAUUACAGAAGUGUUGUCAAAAAGUUUCGUUCUUUUUUGUGAACACAUUUUAACAAACUUGUAUUUUAGUUUAAUAUUAAGGAUUUUGAAACACUUGUAUUUAAUUAAUGAACAAAUGUAUUUUUUGUAUAGAGUAAAUAAAUUGUAGCAUAAAAUGUUUGAAGGUUUCAUGCUUUUUUUCUGAAAACUUGAAUGGAAUCUAAGAGGUGGAAGAUUCCUACUCCAUAGAGAAGACAGCAAUACAGUGAAACUAAG
This is a messenger RNA of Paramuricea clavata, 2598 nucleotides long. Lineage: Eukaryota; Metazoa; Cnidaria; Anthozoa; Malacalcyonacea; Plexauridae. The record is from the annotation of a GenBank genome assembly.